Messenger RNA from Saprolegnia parasitica CBS 223.65, 1005 nucleotides. RefSeq lists its product as hypothetical. NCBI's taxonomy places the organism in Eukaryota, Oomycota, Saprolegniomycetes, Saprolegniales, Saprolegniaceae. Bases 22 to 1005 code for a protein of 327 amino acids. Gene Ontology annotation, molecular function: GTPase activator activity. The record is from RefSeq and is a predicted model, not a curated record. Gene Ontology annotation, biological process: activation of GTPase activity. The transcript has 6 exons.
CGCCUGAAAGAGCUCCAGCGCAUGGUCAUAGUGCAUGGUCUGCCCAUGGAGUCGGACGACGAGGCGUCCGGCGUCGAGCCAUCGACGCUGCGCGGGCGCGUCUGGAAAGUGCUCCUCGGCCUCGACGACGAUGCGAGCGAGCGCAAGCAGAGCUACCGGCGCUUCGUGGCCUUGGGCCCGAGCAAGAACGACGACGACAUUCGCAACGACACGUUCCGAACGUUCCGAGGCGACCCGAGCUUUGCGCGGCGCGUGCCUGAAGACACGCUCGCGCGGCUCCUCAACGCCUUCCUCCACGAAUAUGGCGCGGUCAUGGACGAUGGGCGCGACGAGGCCGACCAGCCGUACCGGUAUUUCCAAGGCCUCAACAUCCUCUGCGCGCCCUUCCUGUACGUGCUGCCAGAGGACGACGCGUACAUGGCCUUUACGGCGCUCGUGACGCAGCACUGUCCGCGGUACGUUGCGCCACAGCUCGCAGGUGUUCACGUCGCCUGCGGCCUCGUCGACCGCUGCCUCCAAACGCUGGACUACAAGCUGUACAAGCACUUGGUGACGAGAGGCAUUACGGCCAAGAUCUACGCCUACCCGAUCGUCCUUAGCUUCUUUGCGUGCAUCCCGCCGCUGCCCGAGCUUCUGCACGUAUGGGACACGCUCUUGGCCAUGGGCGUGCACUUUAUCGUCCUUCUCAGCGCAGCCCAUGUCAUCCUCCUCCGCACCGAGCUCCUGACCACGUCUGUGCCCCACCUCUCGAGUUGCCUCAAUUUGCGCGAGUCGCCGCCGCUCAAUGCCAAGCGUCUCGUGUACGUAGCGCUCCAGCUGCUGCAGCGCCUGCCUGAAGAGCUCUACUGCGAGAUCGCGCGGCAUCCAUUCGAACGGCCCGACACGUUUGCGAGCAUUUGCCUGCCGCCGGCGACGCUUGACAUCGUGCUUGAGAAGGUCAAGCGCCGGAAAAAGUCGUCGGCGGUUCGGCGCGCGGGCGACGUCAAGCCACCGUGGAAGCUGUAG